Messenger RNA from Meloidogyne enterolobii, 1159 nucleotides. The record is from the annotation of a GenBank genome assembly. Lineage: Eukaryota; Metazoa; Nematoda; Chromadorea; Rhabditida; Meloidogynidae.
UUGUUUAAAUUUUAAUUUUGAAUUUUUUUUAUUUUUAGGUACUUUUAUACUCGAACCUUUUAAAAUUCCGUUAAUUAAAAAUAUGGCUGACGAUAAUCAACAAAUGGCAAUGUCUGCUGUUCCUGCACAUUAUAAUGUUACAAUUCCCUUUGCUAGUGACAUUCCUGGAGGUGUUUUUCCGGGUAAAGCCAUACUUGUGAAAGGCGUUGUUUUGAACUUGGCAAAUGAUCAACGUUUUUCAAUUGAUUUGUGUUGUGGCAAAUUGGUGCAGGGUGAACAUAGAGACGAUAAGGCUUUACAUAUAAAUCCAAGAUUUGAUCGUGGACUGGCACUGUAUAAAUUAUUUAAAAUUUAUUUUAAAUUUUUUUUCAGCUUUUCAAAGCCUGACAGAGAUAUUGUAAUUAAUUCUUUAAUUAAUAAUGUUUGGGGGACAGAGCAGAGAAAUCAAAACAAUCUUGUUUUUGAAAAAUCUUUUUCUAUUAGAAUAUUAAUUUUGAGAGAUUAUUUUAAGAUUUCUGUAAAUGGAAAACAUUUAAAUGAUUUUGUGCAUAGAGUGCCUUUGGAAACUAUUAAAUGUAUUUUUAUUUGUGGAUGUGUUAGUAUUGAUGUUAUUGAAUAUCAGGGAACUAAACCAGGAAGUAUAACUUCUUGUCCAAGUGAAGAUAAUAGUGAUAGUUUAUGUAUAGAAGACGAAACUGGCCCAAUAGAAAUUUUAAAACCGAAUAUUCCUUUUAUUUUUAAAUUAAAUGGUGGAUUUCUUCCUCCACGAGAAAUUUUGUUGAUUUUGACACCUUUAUUAAAUCCAAUAUCUUUUGCAAUUAAUUUGGAGUGUUUAAAUGAUGAAUAUUUGUUCCACAUGAGAAUUGAUUUCCCAACACAAAAUUCUGCUGCUGGGGAUAGGGGCUCCGUUGUUCGAAAUAACACAUCACAAGGAGGUUUAUGGCAAAAAGAAGAACGCCAAAUGAGCCGUUUUCCAUUUUCACCCGGAAGUACAGCCGAUAUAAGAAUUAUUGCUUGUUUAGAAUCCCUUAAAGUAUUAAUUGAUGGUUGCCAUUUUUGUGAAUUUUAUUAUCGUUCUCCCGGUUCUGUACCCACACAAGUGAAUCGUGUAAGUGUGGUUGGUGAUGUUACCUUACAAAAAUUUACUUUGAAAAAAUGA